CUUAGCAGUGCAAAUGCGAAAUAGAAUGUAGUCAUCAUAUUUUUUUCUGUCAGACAUUCUAAGUAAUUCUAACAAAUUGAUUAUCAUUUGCAAAUUUCAUUAAUUAAAUUAAUUAUGAUUCAUUAAUUCAUUCAAUAAGCUUAUGAAGACCCAUUUUGUCCAUAAAUCAAGGCUACAGCAAUAAAAUUAAAUUAACCACAAACUUCCCCCAUAUUUCAUGUAGAUUGCAAAUUCACAAAAAAAAAGAUUUGCACAUGUUCAAAUUUUUGCUCAAUUCCAUUUAUUCAAUAAUAAAAUCAGAGGGCUUUAUAAGUUUUCUUAUAACAUGAAUUAGAUGGGAUGAAGUUAGAGGAUUUUAAAGAAGCUCAGUUAUUAGUAAAUUAAUUGCAUAACUAUAAUAGCAUGAUUUCUAUUAAGAAAAAAUUGAAAAUACACAAGAAGUAGAAAAAGCCUCUUGACUUUAUCACAAUAUUAAAUUAUUAAAUAAAUUAUAUUGUAUACUAAAUGAUAUCUAAAGAUUAAGACAAAGUUCUACUAGAAAUAUUGAAGUAAAAUGAGAUGACUGAUGACAAAAAGAAAAAAUUUUUAAAUUCACUUAAAAGCUUAAUUCAUUUCCUCAAAUAACUUGAUUAUGAUCCAUUUAACGCUGAGAUUAAAUAUUGCAUCUUUGGGUCAUAAUUAAAUGGAUUUGGAACAAAGGAAUCGGAUGUGGAUUUCACAUUUCUCACUAAUUCUUAUGUUGACGAAAGGAUAGCGCUUAAAUAUUUGAGAUAAGAAAUCGAAGCGGUGGAUUAAAAUAAGUUCAAAAUUAAUGAAUUGGUUGAAUUUGCCAGAAUUGCUGUCAUGAAGAUCCAAGAUCAGACUAAUAAAAUAGAAAUUGAUAUGUGCUUUAACAAUCUUUUAGGUGUGAUCAACACAAAGUUAUUGAAUGCAUAUGCUGGCUUAAAUGAGAAAGUUUAAUAGGGUGGAAUCUUAUUAAAGCUAUGGGGCAAGAAAUAAGGAAUAAUAAAUAAAAAUUGUUUUUCCUCUUACGCUAUAUUAAUAAUGUGGCUACAUUUCUUAUAACAAAAGUAUCAAAUGCCCAAUCUUUAGGAUAAAUAAUAUAAAACCUCUAAAUCAUAGACUACUACAAUAAUGAUUAAAAGAAAUAUCGAAGGUAAAAGAGAAAGCAGCUUCGAAGUAGAUGUCUUUUUUGUUUAUAAUGGAGAUAAAUUAUACAAAUAAUUGAAGGAUUAAUUUGAUAGAGUAAUCUCCUAGGUUUCGCUUACGUUCUUAUUAAGGGACUUUUUUAAUUACUAUUCAGAUUAGGGAGAAGGAUUUGCAUAAAAAUACAAGAUUUCAAUCAAUGAAAAAUAGUUGAAAGAAGAAGGAGAAAAAUAUUCGAUGAGUGAUCCUUUCGAUAAAGAGCAUGAUCCUAUAAAGAAAAUCAGAAACAAUUUUAAAGAUUAAAAGCUCUUUCAUUAAGCAAGCAUAAACAUAUAAAAUAGUCCUGAGAGUAUGUUUUGA
Paramecium tetraurelia is the source of this 1506-nucleotide messenger RNA. RefSeq lists its product as uncharacterized. The transcript is spliced from 3 exons. The record is from RefSeq and is a predicted model, not a curated record. Gene Ontology annotation, biological process: RNA 3'-end processing. Lineage: Eukaryota; Ciliophora; Oligohymenophorea; Peniculida; Parameciidae. Gene Ontology annotation, molecular function: nucleotidyltransferase activity.